AAAGCUGGCCAACGUAACGACAGUUACUGAGCCUCUUCACCUUGCAAAACCAUCCCCGGAACAUCAUGACAUUUUGCCAAAUACUUAGAAUGUAUUAGAUGUUUUUUUUGUGUGGGUUUUGUGUGUGUUUGUUUCCGUGUUGUGAGUCAUUUAAUUUCACGCGGAAGAAUGCGGAAUCUUUGCUCUCAUCGCGAUCUCCUCCGGACAUAUUUUAUGAACGGACCAACGGAGGAACAACACUGUAAUAAACAACGAUGACUAAAUGAGAACAUUUUUGCAUCAUUGUUGGUUUAUUAUGAUAGUUUAUGACAUGCUCUGUUUUUAGGCGUUUAAACAGUGUUAGAAUAUAGUCAAUAUGUGGAAAGGUUCUUCUGAAGGAUCUGAUCGGUUUGAAUAUUUACAAACGCUGGUGACUGAGUUUCAGGACACGGACAGUGAAGAGGCAAAGGAGCAAGUACUGGCCAACUUGGCCAAUUUUGCAUAUGACCCAAAGAACAUGGAGUAUCUAAGGGAGCUGCAAGUACCUGACCUCUUCUUGGACAUGUUGACUGAAGAGAACGAGAACUUUGUGGAAUUUGGGAUGGGAGGGUUGUGUAACCUCAGCAUGGAUCCUGAAUGCAGAGACAUCAUCCUGCAGAGCAGCGGGAUCAGCUUAGUCACAAACCGUCUUUCAAGCCAGAGGGAGGAGACUGUCCUGUCAGCUAUUACUACCCUCAUGAACCUCUCAACACCCUCGUCUCGCUCUGAGAUCACUGACCCGGCCCUCCUGCAGUGUAUGCUGCGCUUCUCCCUCUCGGAGAGUCCGCGUCUGCGCAACCUGGCUGCUGUGUUUCUGCAGGACUGCUGUACCAGGGAGCAGGUCGCCCAGGCUGAGCAGCAGAUGCAGGGACAGCAAACGGCAAUUGGUAUUCCUCUGCCCAAGGACAACUGAGGUAUUCACAUGGAAAAUGGAUCCGUUUUGCUCUCUGUGAGAGAGCACACAGGUGUAAAAAGUGGCAAAAACAAAACUUUGAUCAACAUAUUUCAGCCAAACUGGUAAAAUAUGUUGUUUAAGUCACAACAGCCCUCAUCUUCUUGUACUUUUUCAUUCCUUUAACCUGCUGUGAGCAACUUGAGUUCAUUAUGCUUUUUCAAACAACAUGAGGGAAACUGAAGUGUUUAUGUAAAGCCUUAAGCGAUUAACCGCACACAGUGCAAUUGCUUGAGAGACAAAUCAGGUUAUUACUAAUAACAUUUAUAUAUAAUUUCAUGAACUCCCAAACUAUUAAAAAAGUCUGAACUAUUCAGAAAUCAGUGACUAAACCAUGCUUGUAAAAACAAGCUCACCUUCUGCAGGAUUAAUAUCACUAUCAAUUUCCCCCAAAAAAUGUACAUUCCUUUGGCUUUCAGGUGAUUUCAUAAGACCUGCUUGUAGAUGUUGGAGCAUGCUAUGGCCAGCUGGAGAAUGACCAUGUCCUGAAAUGUCAAAUCCAAACCCAAAAUAUGUAGACUAAAAACUUCUACAAUAAACCUUGAGGUUCUUUUGUAAGA
Messenger RNA from Solea senegalensis (Senegalese sole), 1530 nucleotides. It is a transcript of the gene armc7, whose product is annotated as armadillo repeat containing 7. The record is from RefSeq and is a predicted model, not a curated record. The coding region runs from base 356 to 931 and encodes 191 amino acids. NCBI's taxonomy places the organism in Eukaryota, Metazoa, Chordata, Actinopteri, Pleuronectiformes, Soleidae. The transcript has 3 exons.